AUGCGGCACACGUCAUGGACGCCUCAAUACUCGUUACGGGCUGACCACCUAACCCCUUUGUCAACCCCUUCCCCGGCUCUGCCGUCCCCUAUUCUGUACCUCGUGCCUCUCCCACACUCUUGGCCGCCUUUCUUCGCUGCUGUCUUCUUUGCUGUCUUGCUUCUCGCCCCACAGGAGGACAAGUUCCCCCUGGCGGUGUUCAGCAGCGGGUUCCUGCUGGACUCUGCUCACAGCGGGUUCCUGCUGGACUCGGCUCAGUACCGCAGCUACGCCCACCACCUCGCCAGCUGGGGCUUCGCUGUAGUCACCUACAAUAAGGUGGAGGGGCUGAUGGGCCCUCUGGACGACAUCAUCUGUGCGCGGUUCAUCACAGAACUCAUCAACUGGGCUGGCACCAGAAUAGCAGACAACACCCGCGUCUACCUCUGCGGUCAUUCUAGAGGAGCCAAGGUGAGCGUGCUGGCAGCGGCCAUGGACCCUCGAGUGCUCUCCCUAGGCCUCGUCGACCCUGUCGAUAACACAACAGUGGCGCCCCUACAGGCAGGCACCAGCGCCAUCACCCUUCUUUUCCCUGCUAUACCCCUCCCCCUUCCCUCCCCGUUAAACCCUCCUACUUCUUUCCCCCUACCCCUUCCCUCCUCCCUCUCCCUGCAGUCUAUGCUCCACUGGCCCCCGGUCUAUGCCCCUCUGGCCCCCGGGUACCCCUCAGCAGUGGCAGCUAUGAGGGCGGGCAACGACGCCAUCGAGCACCUCCUCGCCGAUGCCAACCCCGCCAACCAAGGCCUCGCCGUCUCCCUCCCCACCCUUGUCGUUGGCGGCGGCUACCUCGGCGACUGCGCCCCUGCUGCCUCCAACUACCGCUGGUUCUUUAAAGAGGCUGGUUCAGAGAGGCCUUCAACUCUCUCUCUUCCAACCCCCUCGUCUUCCCCCCUCUCUCCCCCUGCAGUCUAUGCGCCGCUGGCCCCCGGGUACCCCUCAGCAGUGGCAGCUAUGAGGGCGGGCAACAGUGCCAUCGAGCACCUCCUUGCCGAUGCCAACCCUGCCAACCAAGGACUCGCCGUCUCCCUCCCCACCCUUGUCGUUGGCGGCGGCUACCCCGGCGACUGCGCCCCUGCUGCCUCCAACUACCGCUGGUUCUUUAAAGAAGCUGGCAACCCUAGCUGGGAGGUUGUGCUGCGAGACGCGGGGCAUUUCCAGUUUUUAGACUCGCCGCCGGUGCUGCAGGCGGCUGUGUGUGGGCUGGGCCCAGCCAGGGAUGAGGAUGUGAGGCGGGCCACGAGGGCGUGUAUUGCCGCGUGGGGCCAUGCGACUGUGCCCAGGCAGAGGGGGAAGACGGUGGGUGGGGGUGGGAGAGGGGCGGUGCCGCAGCAGGGAGGGGGAGAUGGGGGAGUGGGAGGGGAGGAAGAGGGUUGCAUCAGCAUUGGCGGGAGGUGCGGUGGCAGUGGCAGCGGUGGGACGAGCGGGACCAGUGACGAUAUGGACGCCGCUGCAGCUGAUAGCUGGAGAGCGGGUGCAGGAAGGGAGAAGGGGCCGGCGCAGGCGCCUGCUCAGGCUCCUGCUCCCGCUUUGACCCCGUUGACUCCGUUGACUGCGGGGGAGAACCUGGAGGCCCCUGUGUCGGAUAGGAAGGAUGAGCUGGAGGCCAUGAUGGUUUCAGUUGCUGCUGAGCUAGCAGCGGUUGGAGGGACCAAGUUCAAUUCAAGGCUGAAACUAUGA
Closterium sp. NIES-65 is the source of this 1716-nucleotide messenger RNA. The record is from the annotation of a GenBank genome assembly. Lineage: Eukaryota; Viridiplantae; Streptophyta; Zygnematophyceae; Desmidiales; Closteriaceae.